CACAGUAUAACGUCGUCUGGUUGAAGCAUUUGACUCUUCACUGAUUUCUCUUCUAAAAACAUGGACAUGUCAAACAGCACGAGAAUUGUCAUCCUUGGAAAAACUGGAGUUGGGAAAAGCAGCGUGACUAACACCAUAUUUGGAGAGCCACUGUUCAAGGUCGGACACACUUUGAACUCUGACACAAGAAAAUGUCAAUCAGUCACUAAAUCUGUCAAUGGAGGAAACAUCACUCUGAUUGACAGUCCUGGUUUCUUCGACACAGAUCGACCUGAGGAGGAGAUGAAGUCUGAAAUAGUGAGGUGCAUCACAGAGUUCGCUCCUGGGCCUCAUGCCUUUCUCAUUGUGCUUAGAGUGGAGAGAUUCACAGAGCACGAGCAAGCUAUCGUCACUAAAGUGAACAAAUACUUUUCGAAAGAAGUUUUCCAGUAUGCGAUAGUCCUCUUCACUCAUGGUGACCAGCUCCCUGAAGGAGAGACCAUUAAGAGCUUUAUCCGUGAUAAUAAGCCUAUGAUGGAGCUGGUGACAAAGUGCGGAGGCCGCUGCCACGUCAUUGAUAAUAAAUACUGGGACGACAACCCGCAGGAAGAAUACCGGAACAACCAGGUCCAGGUGAAGGAGCUCCUCAAGACAAUAGAGGAGAUGGUUAAGGCAAACGAAGGAAGAUGCUACACCAAUGAGAUGCUACAAGCUGUGGAGGAAACAAUAAAACAGGAGGAGGAACUCAUUAGAAAGUCACCAGGAAACAUGUCAGAGGGAGAGAUCAGAGAGAAGGCUAAAGAGAACACAUUUACUGUGCUUUGGAUACGAUGGUUGGUCCAUACAAUAGCUAAUUUGCUCAGAGGUCUUUUCGGUGGAGCAAUUGCCAAAUAGUGUCAUAGGCUUUAUCGGCAGAGCUUUCUUUAGCCAAGUUUGAAAUAAAACCUGUAAUGAGCUAUGACUGAGUAUGACUAAAAAGCAGUGGUGUGCCGUGGGCCUGAGGCCUGGGCCUUCAGUGAGGUCCUACACAGUCCCACCCAAAUUAAUCCACCUCUUAUUACUAUCAUUAUGACGCCAUGGCUCUCGACACUAUACAGCUAGACAGAGACGCAGUAUAACCAGGCGUUGCGUCACCUUGAAAUUGACAUUUUUAUUCAGAGAAUUGCAGGGGAAGAGUACAAUACAGUCCAGUUCAACUAAUAGGCAAGAACAUAGUGGAGUGCAACAGAGUUAUAUUAAUAUUCGUCUUCUAUCCAUUUCUAGUCCACAAACUUUGAGCUUUAAGUCCAACUUUUUUUUACAGUGUGUUCACUAAACAGCGCAUUGUCACCCCAAAGCAGUUUCACCGUGAUGAUGAAGAUGAAAGUUCCUGUUUACCCCAAAACAUGACACAAUUAAUGAGUCUUUUCAAUAUGUCCCUCUUGUUCUUCACCUUUUCAUUGUGCAGAUCGGUUGCCCUGCGCGCUUGUUCGUUGAUCUGUAGAUCCGCUCCGUGUCCCCAAAAGUUUUCAAAGCACCGAUGCUUGUAAGCGCCGAGCCGUACUUUGGUGUCUCGUUGCUGCCUCGGUUAGACAACUCAAGUUUGCAAAGCCAGUGUGGCUCCCAACACCAAAUCGAUCACUUGCAAAUAAUAGUCAUUCCCAGCAGUCCAGUGAGCAGAGCUUCUCGGAGUCUGUGAGCCGUUGGUAGCGCUCGUAGUUGGAACUUUGAAAGUGGCGAACGAACCCCUUCCCCGCCUGUGACGGGCUUUGUAGCGUCGGCGUCGGUCUUAAAGUUGGUCUUGAGAAUGGCGUUAUAAUUAUAUCCUCGACCAAAUCUAUAUCUUCUCCUUCCGCCAUUGUGGGUUGAAAAAAUAGCUUAGUAGUACGCGAAUUAAUUUAUUUAUCAAAUUCAGUUUCCUAGUUCUGAGGUUCUGCAUAUACCUGCCCAUAGGCCCCGCCUCUCAAUAUUGGUAAUCCAAUCAAAAGACGUGCACGCCCUCCGCCUGCUAGCUGCUCCUGUGCCGGUUCCGGGGAAGGCCUACAGGAGCCAACUCUAAAGCUGAUUGGUUGACACAACAUUUUCAUUCCCAUUCACUUUAAGCUACCAGCGCCCGCAAUGUUGAUUCUGAAGGCCUAAGGGCAGAUUUUAGCCCCCUGGCAACACGAUGGCUGAAUAUGAUUGGAUAAAAGAUCUAACAUAAAGACCAGCCCUCCAAAUCUCAACCUGGGGCUGGAAGCAGUGCAACCAAGAGGAAAGCUAUGAAAUGAAGAGUAUAACUCUUAUUCUGGGGAAUAAUUGAAUACAUAUUUGUGGGAACAUUUAUUUAAAAAAAAAAUUAUAUUCUGAUGAUGUUUAGGCCAGCAGAGAAGGCCUUGCUGGCCCUGACGGCCCACCACUGCUAAAAAGUUCUUCCAAUAAGUUGCCUGACAAUCUUGUUCUCAACAACAUUUUACCACUGAGAUUAGUGUUUAGUGUAAUAUGUAAUACGUUUAAAUCAUUGGUUUGUUGAGGUAUCCACCAAAAAUGCCAGAUACGCACCACGACUAUGAUUGAUUCCCCAAUUAAUGAAUUGAAGAGUGAACACAUUCUUGAAACCCCCUGUGGUACUGCUUUGUACUGCAGGCGAACAAAGGAAACCUUUUUUACUUCACAUGAAACGUGUUUUUUUAAACCUACGGCCAUAUGAAGUGUGAUCUUAAAGUGUUAUUACCUUCGCAUUGAUAAUGCGGAAGGUUAUGUUUUGAUCGCCGUGUAUUUGUAUGCGUGCGUGCGUGCAUGUUAUUCGCAUAAGUCAAAAAGUAUUAAACCGAAUCGCAUGAAAUUUGGUUGGAUGAUUGGUUAUUAUCCGGGGACCAUUUGAUUAGAUUUUGGGAUCGAUUGGGUCAAAGGUCAAGGUCAAGGUCAUGGAAAGGUCAACCUCUUCUUGAAUCGCAUUACAUUUGGUGGGAUGAUUGGUUAUUAUCCGGGGACCAUUUGAUUAGAUUUUGGGAUCGAUUGGGUCAAAGGUCAAGGUCAAGAAAAGGUCAAAAUCUUCUUUUUACCAUAGCACGGUCAAUUUGUAUCCAAUUCGCAUGCAACUAAUGCCAACAUUUUCAUAAUUCAAUGCCCAAUAUUGUGAUAUGUGAAGGUAUGCGCUCUACCGAGUGCCCGUUCUAGUUCACUUUGUACUCAUUCUGAUUCAACUUGAAUUCUCUCUGAUGAUUUACGAUGUCUUUCUUUUUAUUGAGCUUCGAGUGUUUUGGUCUCAUAUAUCAAUAUAUUCUUCACAUAUUAUUUCGUGUAAAUUGAAUCACGUCAGCCUCAAUGUGUUUUUCUUUCAUAUAUCAAUAUGUAAUUAUAACUGAUGUUCUUGUUUGUUGACUAAAUGGAAAUAAGAAGUAAAUAAGGGAAAUCUUGCUACACCUGUGUGUAAUGUAAACUUU
Molecule: messenger RNA, 3383 nt
Organism: Pseudoliparis swirei
Lineage: Eukaryota; Metazoa; Chordata; Actinopteri; Perciformes; Liparidae
Product: GTPase IMAP family member 7-like
Exons: 2
Coding region: 61-873 (270 amino acids)
Molecular function (GO): GTP binding
Source: RefSeq, a predicted model, not a curated record